CGCCGCUCGCCUGCACUGCUCUCCUUUCGCCCGGGGGAAGCGACAACGUCCCGAUAACUUGCAGACUGUGGCGCAACUGGUCUCGACACCGGAGGCGCCCGAAUGCUGUCCGGGUGAGGAACCUGGGAAAGAAAACAGUCUCAACAAUGAAUAGGCCGCUCAUCACGACCAAUUACAGAUGACUUGCCAUUUCAUUUACAAAGAUGUCGUCUGCUGCUGAGAAUGGAGAUGCAGCACCUGGGAAACAAAAUGAAGAAAAAACCUAUAAAAAGAUCAGUGAAGGAAAUUUUGAUUAUGGACCCAUGGCAAAACGAACUGCAUCAUCUGCCAUCAAAGGUGCUAUUCAGCUGGGAAUAGGAUACACAGUGGGUAAUCUCACCUCCAAGCCAGAUCGAGAUGUUCUCAUGCAAGACUUUUAUGUGGUGGAAAGUGUGUUCCUACCCAGUGAAGGGAGCAAUCUGACCCCAGCACAUCACUACCCAGACUUCAGAUUUAAGACAUAUGCUCCACUAGCAUUCCGAUAUUUCAGAGAACUUUUUGGUAUCAAGCCUGAUGAUUACUUGUAUUCCAUAUGCAGUGAACCUCUAAUAGAGCUGUCUAACCCUGGAGCCAGUGGAUCCUUGUUUUUUGUGACCAGUGAUGAUGAAUUUAUCAUCAAAACAGUUCAGCAUAAAGAAGCAGAGUUCCUUCAGAAGCUCCUGCCAGGCUAUUACAUGAACUUAAACCAGAAUCCAAGGACUCUUUUGCCCAAAUUUUAUGGACUGUAUUGCAUGCAAUCAGGGGGCAUUAACAUCAGGAUUGUGGUGAUGAACAAUGUCUUACCACGCUCCAUGAGAAUGCACUUUACAUAUGACUUGAAAGGCUCAACCUAUAAGCGAAGAGCAUCCCGAAAAGAGAGAGAGAAAUCCAACCCCACGUUUAAGGACUUAGAUUUCCUGCAAGACAUGCACGAAGGAUUGUAUUUUGAUACAGAAACAUACAAUGCGCUCAUGAAGACGCUUCAGAGAGACUGCCGGGUGCUGGAAAGCUUCAAGAUCAUGGACUAUAGCCUUUUGCUGGGAAUCCACAUCUUGGACCAUUCCCUCAAAGAGAAAGAAGAGGAAAUUUCACAAAAUGUGCCCGAUGCUAAGCGGUCUGGGAUGCAAAAGGUCCUCUACUCGACAGCAAUGGAAUCCAUCCAGGGUCCAGGGAAAUCAGGAGACGGGAUCAUCACAGAGAACCCGGACACAAUGGGAGGCAUUCCAGCUAAAAGCCAUAAGGGAGAAAAGCUACUUUUAUUUAUGGGCAUUAUUGAUAUUCUGCAAUCAUAUAGGUUAAUGAAAAAGUUGGAACAUUCCUGGAAAGCUCUUGUUUAUGAUGGGGACACUGUUUCGGUUCAUAGACCAAGCUUUUAUGCAGACAGAUUUCUAAAGUUUAUGAAUUCCAGAGUUUUCAAGAAAAUUCAAGCUUUGAAGGCUUCACCUUCUAAAAAACGGUGCAACUCCAUUGCCGCCCUGAAGGCAACCUCACAGGAGAUUGUGUCCUCAAUUAGCCAGGAAUGGAAGGAUGAGAAGCGUGAUUUGCUGACCGAAGGGCAAAGUUUUAGCAGCCUUGAUGAAGAAGCAUUGGGAUCCCGACACAGGCCGGACCUGGUGCCUAGCACUCCAUCGCUGUUUGAAGCUGCUUCCUUGGCGACCACAAUUUCAUCUUCUUCCUUGUACGUCAGUGAACAUUAUCCACACGACAGGACUACGCUUUAUUCAAGCAGUAAAGGGUUACCUUCCAGUUCAACCUUUACCUUGGAAGAGGGGACCAUCUACUUGGCUUCUGAGCCAAAUGCUCUGGAAAUGCAGGAUGAUGAUGCCUCCGUGCUCGAUGUCUAUUUAUAAGUGAAAAUGGUGACCACCUAAGCAGAUGGAUGAGGCAGGAACACGGUUGUGGGAGAGAAGUUUCUCCACUUCACAAUUUCCCAAAGGAAACUUGGCUGAGCCCCACUACACACAGAGUCAUAAUCAACUGGACUUGGAGUUUGCGAGAUGUCAGGGGAGCCUUGGCCGAGAGGCUGAUCAGCAGAUGUGAUGUGAAAAAUACCACACUCUUCUGUCAUUUGCUGUUGCUUGCUGAACUGUGAAGAACUGCAUGAACUCUAUUUAAGCUGCUUUCUAUACCAUUGCCAAUCACCUUUUUGGACUUGGAAGUGCUAUUUUACUAUUGACACUUGGAUUAUUUCAUUUUGCAUGCAUCCAGUGAUUAUCCAUAAGCAACAUAUGUAAUCUGCUUAUAUAUUUUUUAAAAAUCUAUCCAUGCAAAAUGGUAAAUAAAGUCUGAAUUAUGCUCUUUUUCAAAGUUAUAACCAUAGCCCAUGUCAUUAAAAGUUUAAAUUGGUUUCAUAUAAAGAUCAGUGUAAUAGGUCUGCAUAUACUUUAUAGAAAAUUAGCUUCUAUAAAGAUUUUUUCACUGUUUACUAGUGAAAUGGGAAAAGCAAAGCUAUUUAUAAAAGGCCUUAUGUCGUGUACAUACAUUGUCUUUGAAAUAUUUGUGAUUUAGUUUAUUGCUUGUAAAAGAGAUUAUAUAAUUUAUUUAGUAAAUACUAUUGUAAACUAUAGUUUUAU
Balaenoptera acutorostrata (minke whale) is the source of this 2591-nucleotide messenger RNA. It is a transcript of the gene PIP5K1B, whose product is annotated as phosphatidylinositol-4-phosphate 5-kinase type 1 beta. The record is from RefSeq and is a predicted model, not a curated record. Gene Ontology annotation, molecular function: phosphatidylinositol kinase activity. The transcript is spliced from 16 exons. Gene Ontology annotation, biological process: phosphatidylinositol metabolic process. Lineage: Eukaryota; Metazoa; Chordata; Mammalia; Artiodactyla; Balaenopteridae. Bases 204 to 1868 code for a protein of 554 amino acids.